UUCGUCGCACUUGGCCCGGCAGCAAACACAACCCCCAAAGGGGCGCGAAGCAAGUAACGGCGCGCGGUUUUGAUCCAAGCAGAAACAAAGACGUCACAGAGACCUUGAGUCAAGUCUGCAGUCACGAUGGCUGCAAACAGAAGGGACCUUUCCUAGGUUCCCGACAUAACCUUCGGGUUUGUGGAGGAUUACGUCAAAAGGACUCCAAAAGUAGUGGAGAGCAAUAGCUUAGUGAAAAAUUCAAGCAUUUUUUCAGAAGCCUACAUUCAUAAUCUGAAGGGUAAAGCAGUUUAUUAACGGGAUUUUAUCUGGGAGUUUUGUUGACGUUGCAUGCACGCACCGUUUAUGUCUAGGCCUGAACGGUAGUUGUCGCCACGAUUGAGCAAUUUGAAGACUUUUUUGCCAUUCAACGGGUUACGUUUAAUGGUUAGGCUAUUUUCCUUUCGAAGUUCAGAAUUCUAUAGAUGCCAAUUCGAAAAUUACCGACGUUUUUUCAUUAUGCUGGGCGCGAUCGACCACGGAGGAAGGAAAUGACUGGAUCAAUCGCAAUGCAUCAAAGUGUAAUAACGCGUACGAUGUAGGACAAGUGACGAUUUUUUAUACGAACAUCUUAAGUGCCAAAAGAAGUCGUUUCAAAGUCAAAAUCUACCCUGAAUAGUGGCCCUUACGCAGACCCGGAGGCACGCUUGCAGAGAGGUGGUACGCUCGUGUUACAUGCCUUUUCAACCAAUAGGAUGUCGUUUGCUACUGAAAAGGUUUGCUACAUUUGUAAUUGCAUUUGCACCUAAAGUGGAAAGUUUUUUUUAGUAGCGUGUUAGGGCCACAUGCAUAAAAAUUAAGACAUUUCUUCACAUUUCAUAUUUGUGUUAAAUUGGGUAAGCUCGCGGCCACAAUCAUUCGUUGGGGAGCCCUCUACUGAAAUUGGUUUCUUUCGAGGUCAAGGGUAAAACUCUCAUGUCGCGAUUCGGAUGCGAUAUAUGACAAUGAUCUUUUCAUCUCUACAUUAAAUCUCUCAGAGUGCAUAACUGUACAUGUACCGACAUUAUUCCCUAUAUCAAGGUGAAAUUAGCAAGGUUCCUCGAUCCUACGUUUUGCAGAGUUGGAUGCAAACACAAUCGUUGAAGUGGGCUUGCGGUUAAACAUGAUUGUAACACACUCUUGCAAUUUACCCACCAUCACGUUGCCAAAUACCGCCCUCAGCGGUGUCCAGUUGGUUUCAGAGGAUGACUACAAAGGGUUUACAGCUUACGAGGCUCGCAUCGAGGCAGGCGAAAGCGUACCUCUGCGGUCUCCAGACCACGAGGCGUGCGUCCACUACUAUUACGUCAUAUCUGGAUCCGGGAAGUGCGUAAAAAACGGCGGAAAGGGUGAAUUCCUGGUUGGGCCGGACCAACUGGUGGCGCUUUCUUCCGAUUUGACGCACACCUUGUCGACGGAGGGCGCAAUGCGAGUGUUUGUCGUCUACUACCCAGAUGCCGAACUAGCCUUCAAGUCGCUCGAGCUGGUGAGGAGCUUGUCUGAGGUGGUGGGCAAUGACAGGGAAGUCGAUUGGGUGACAGGCGUCAGCCGUCGAUUCACCAUCAAGCAAGAUGGCUUCCCUCUUGGCAUCCACAACACCCUUGUACGGCAAGGAUUGAGAUCGAGGUUUCAGUACAGAAACCACAUCGAAGGCGUGUAUUACUUGUCUGGACAAGCAACCUACCAUUGGCAAGACGACAGCGGCCAGUGGACCAGCGAACGCAGCAAGGUGGAUGAGGGCAAUGGCACCAAUUACCUUAUGAAUAUUCAUGACAAACACAUCGUGGAGAUUCACGAGGAGGAUGCCAUCUGCAUCUGUAUUUUCGAUCCUGUUCUAACAGGAAAAGAAACACACCAUCACUCCAAAGAUGGCUUUUCAAGUUACGAGGCGUCAAUGUAGACUACCUGCCCCACCAUUAUCAAGCCAACAACGUGAGCGCACAACCAAGUAACCAAAUUUGGGCCAUGAUCUGUGACUGAAAUUGACAGUAAACCAUUCACGGAAUUAAAAAGGUUGGCGAAGAAACAAGAAAGUGGUGUGAUUUAAAGGAAUUCACUCAAAGGACAUUCAUUUCACUGCGACGCAGUAACAUCCACCUAAAUAAAACGAACGUUGUACCCAGAAUGUCUCGAUUUUUUAACUUUACGUAGAAUUUGAACUUGCGUCAUGAGUCCAUUCCUUUCAGGCUUCCUUUCAUCUCUGGCUUUCAAAUCAUUUGUAUUGAUAGGCCCAAACAGCCUGGGGUUGAUCUUUGGCUCAUUCCCUUAGCUAACGAGUUGGGGAUUAUGCUGGUUAACUAGCAGAACCAGUCUGGAUAAAAUUUAUCUCCGUUUUUAGCAGAUAGGGUUCAGGGGACCUCUCCAGUCUUUAAUACAAUUACAUGUAAUUCCUUUGGUCAAUUUAAGUUUUUAGCAUUCAAACGCAGUUUUAUCACAAUAUACAUGUACCCGUAAUCAGUGGAAUAAUGCAUGAAAUAAAAGUUGAAAUUCUCA
Molecule: messenger RNA, 2511 nt
Organism: Acanthaster planci (crown-of-thorns starfish)
Lineage: Eukaryota; Metazoa; Echinodermata; Asteroidea; Valvatida; Acanthasteridae
Source: RefSeq, a predicted model, not a curated record